CGCACGCAGACACAUGCAAUAAAAAUUCGAAUUUCAGUUUUUUUCUCUCUCCGAAACGUACCAAAAAAGUUUUCUUCCACCAAAAAGGAAAAAGCGUAACGCGYCGCUAGCAAAUAGUAUUCGCAGAUCGUUAAACACUGCGCUAGUUACAAUAAUAAAACGGAACUGCAGAGUUUUCUUAUAGUAUCAGUAAAACUAAGACGAUAAAAGCAUGGAGAAAAUUAAUUCGGAAAAUGUUGCGGAACUGAAGAAGGCCGUUAAGGAUCAGGUGGAGGAGAAACCGAAGCUGGCACAACCGGAAACACCGAAAACCCCAUCCUUGCCGGUGAGCAGCUUAAUUGGCUUCAACACCGARGACUUUCUGGCGCGUGUCAAUAUGAAUGAGAAGAUUAAUAACAUUUUACGCUCGCCCACCAAGACACYGAACGGUGUGCGCCAACGCUCCGUUUUCACGGCCAUAACGCCGUCAUCGUCGCGUUUCAAUGCCAGCGCUGCUCCUUUUGUUUCGCAGCAACAACGUUCAUCAGUCACUGCCGCUAACACGGGCACAGCAACUGGUGCCGUUAUGACGCCCAAGGAGACAUCCACGCCUUCGGCCGCAUUGCAGGCUCGUCAAAUGCCCAUACCGGUGCACAUGAGUGCAGCCUCUCCRCAUCAUUAUGGUGGCUACGAGACGCCAUUAACCGGACGUAGCRGUGGCAUGUCGAGGGGUGUUUUUAAUACUCGUUAUCCCGUAGCACCACCACCAUCGCCGAUCUAUGGUUUCGAAAAUGAAAUGUGUCGCAUGCCUCCUACCAUGUCACCCUCUCAUCACGCACAACAGUUUCCACAACCCAUGCCGCCGCCACCCUACGCAGUCGGCCGUUUGAGCGGCAGUCACCGCGGUGUUGAGUACGAGAAUCCGACUCCGCCACCUUGUCCCGGUGCAGGGCCCAUUGCCAUGACUAAUGGCACYAUACAACUGCGUCUGCGCGACGGCAUACGCAUUGACAUGACGCUGGACAAGGCGGUACGCGUACUCAAUCAGCGCAGCAUGGUGGCCAUUGCACUGUCGCGCAAUUGCAGCAACUCAGCGCUGAUUCAUCCAAACGGACGUAUAUUGCAGAGUGGUUCCAAAGUGGAGAUAGUUACCUAUGAUGGCAUGAAAACCAACAACUAUGUCCGCUAUGCUAAGAUGUGGUACAAAGGCGUCAGCUUCACUAGCGAAUCUUGUGCUUUGAUCUACCUUGUAGACACGGCUGGCACGCGCACCACCACCGAYACCUUCACCGAUCUCACGAAGGACUACACUUUGACUGUGUUUUAUGAUGACUCCCGUCAUGGUCCGUCCUAUGUGCAGGAUGCUAAUGAAGUAAUACAAAAUUCCACAUAUUCCUGCACAGAUGAGGGCACUGAAAUCUAUGAAAUUAAUGGUUUCCGUAUCACGCAGGCCGCUGAUGGACUUGUAAAACUGACACGUACUCAUAAUAAAUGCUUGAUACGCACAAGUCCUGGCAAUGGUUCGGCCACUUUAACUACGCCAGGUAUUCACUGUACAGCCUCGUUGGGCAAAACUUCACAUUUGUUUGUUCGUCGUAAUGAAAAACGUAUGCACUUCGAUGGAUCGUGUUUCAUCGUACGCAACGCUGGGCAUUCGGCCGGCUUCAACGAGAACAACUUACUGAUCGUUUAUUAAAGCUAAGCAUGAAAACGGCAAAAACAGCAUUUUUGCCAAAAC
Molecule: messenger RNA, 1717 nt
Organism: Bactrocera latifrons
Lineage: Eukaryota; Metazoa; Arthropoda; Insecta; Diptera; Tephritidae
Gene: fest
Exons: 9
Coding region: 212-1675 (487 amino acids)
Source: RefSeq, a predicted model, not a curated record